Molecule: messenger RNA, 4680 nt
Organism: Dicentrarchus labrax (European seabass)
Lineage: Eukaryota; Metazoa; Chordata; Actinopteri; Moronidae
Gene: ccsapa
Product: centriole, cilia and spindle-associated protein a
Exons: 4
Coding region: 192-1076 (294 amino acids)
Biological process (GO): regulation of mitotic spindle assembly
Cellular component (GO): ciliary transition zone; ciliary basal body; centriole
Molecular function (GO): microtubule binding
Source: RefSeq, a predicted model, not a curated record
GUGUGAGCCGGAAGCUGCGUGCCGUUAGCUUUUAGCUCCUGUAGCUCCGCAGUCGGUGUCCGAGCUGCGGGACGAUGCUGGUGGACUGACCGCCGGACCGAAGCGGACCUACUGGGGUUAAACAUCAGACCGGACCCCUCUGGAAGGAGGUCUGGCGUUUACAGAACCAGACGAGAUCAAUAACGAGAACCAUGGUGACCAAGAAAAUCCGGACGGAGUACAUGAAGAAGUUCAGGGAUCCCAAAUGGGAGACGUUCUCCAAAUGCUACGAGGACUCUCUGAAGUAUCGUCUGACCCGGCGGGUGAUGGAGCAUUCCCACAAGCCCUGGUUCUGGGAGGGUUGGGACAGCGUCUCGGACUCCAGCGGCUGGUCCACGCCGAGGCCGUCCAGGAACAAAAUCGCCCCUCUGUCCCUCCCGGCGCCGCCGCCGCCACCGCUGCCCACCUCGGAGGGGAAGCAGAGGCUGUCCAGCCCCGGGCCGAAACCGCCGCCGGAGGAUGGAGAGACCGGGGUGGGAGCCGGUGAGGCGGCGGCCCGAGACGCUGCACCGGCUGCAGUUGUAGAAAACGGCGUGAAUGAAGCCAGCGGUGGUUCGAUGGCGGCGGCUCCAAACGGCAGCGGACCCUCAGACAACACGGCGACAGACAACGGUCCCGCUGACACGUCGUCUUCUGACGGGGAGCCGGUGAACCCGGUGCCCAAGCGGCGCCACCGCCGCCGCACCCCUCGGUCCGAGCCGGGGAACCGCGACAGUUCCCACGACGACAAACCGGCUGUCGUCCGCAAACCGCCGAGAGCGAAGAGCCAACCGCCGAUCAGCACCAAGGAGAACCGGCGGCCGUCCAGCCGACUGGACUGGACCGAGAGACAGACGGAGGUCAGGAGGACGCAGAAUGACAGCAACACGUCGGACGCCUGCGUUCAGACCCGGCGGGAGUCCGACAAGCGGAGCUCCAACCUGGACCGCCGGCGGGCUCGGUCCGCCGACCUGGAGAAGAUGAGGCCGCAGCUGGCGGUGGUGGACGACCGCUGGAUGACGGAGUACAUGCGCUGCUUCUCCGCCCGGCUGAGGUAGAGACCGGGGAUCCAGCAACCCCCCCCCUCCGAGAGAAACCCCUGAAACCGUUACGGGAGAGCCGAUAACCAGACGGUGGAACGAGGGGGUCCGUGGUUCGGCUGAGAGGCGACCUGAGAGCCGUUGUCUCGUUAAUUCAUCAAAGCAGAAACAUAAAGUGGGCAGAGCUUUAAUUUAACAGAAACAAUCACAUUUAAUCUCUUUUAUUUGGUCUGAAUGACUCUAAAAACUACAUUUCCCAUAAGCCUCAGCGGGUUUUUUUUAUGGAAAAGGGACCAGCUUACUCAGAAAUACAAAAUAAGUUUAUUUCGACAAAUAUUUAAACAUCUGACAGAGAUUUAUCAGCCAAUAUUUUUAUUUUGAUCACCGACAUUUUCUUUUUUAAAUGGCGACCUGUUGUAACCCCGCCCACUUCACGUGGCGUCCUUUUAUCAUGACGAAGUAACGAGACGACGGGUUUUCUUGUCGCUUCAGUGACCUUUCUUAGAGUGAAUCGCUGCUGUGGAGGAAAUAAAAACACACUCUUGUUGAUUUAUAAUUCAUCCUGAUAUUAUUUUUAAACUUCUCUUAACCUCAUAAAAUGCAUCCAGAUGAGGUUCAGACUUUAAUAUGAGACUGUUAACAUUUAAAAGAAGUGUGUUUCUCACCCGACAGCAGCGAUACAACGAUCAGUUCCAGAUGUGACGGACUGAAGUAUCUUUCUGUUUCUGUUGUUUGAUAAUUAUGACGGAGUAUUAGGGCCAGACUAAGAAAAAAAAUAUAUUUUUUGGGGGAAAUUACGAGAAUAAUGUCGUAAUGUUACAAGAAUAAAGUUGUAAUAAUAGGAGAAUAAUGUAAUAAUACAAGAAAAAAAAUUGUUUUAAUGAGAAAAAAGCAUCUCGCAAUAUUACGACUUUAUUCUCAUAACGUUACGACUUUCGUCUCGCAAUAUUCCGACUAUAUUUUUGUAAUACUACGACUUUUUUCUCGCAAUAUUACGACUUCAUUCUCGCAAUAUUAUCGUAAUGUCACGACUUUAUUCUCGUAAUGUUACGCCUUUAUUCUCGCAAUAUUACGACUUUUUUCUCGCAAUAUUACGACUUCAUUCUCGCAAUAUUAUCGUAAUGUCACGACUUUAUUCUCGUAAUGUUACGCCUUUAUUCUCGCAAUGUUACGACUUUAUUAUCGUAAUGUCACGACUUUAUUCUCGCAAUGUUACGACUUUAUUCUCGUAAUAUUCCGACUUUAUUCUCGUAAUGUUACGACUUUAUUCUCGCAAUGUUACGACUUUAUUCUCGUUAUUUCCCCAAUAAAUACAUUUUUUUUUCUCUUAGUGUGGCCCUAGCACUCCGUCGAAGAUAAUGAACAAACUUUCAGAGAGAAUUAAAAACUCUUCUUUUUUUUUUUUUGGUAAAAACAUCCAGAUCACAGUUUGAAUGUAUUUUAGUUUCUUUAUUUUAAUCUUUAACACACAUUUAAGUUCAGUUCUCUUUCUCAAAGGCAGCUGUGUGUUUAUAACUUUUGAAUCAGAGGCAGCAGGAAACAACAAAAGGACCAAACUGGAGUAUUUUUGAUAUCUGAGUGCUUUGGAUCUACAGAUUUGACUUUUUAGAUGAGAGUAAACUACAUUAGAAACACAAGAUUUAUCAAAUAAAAUUAGAAUUUAAGAUAUUUUCAGAGUACAAAUCUAUAUUUAAGCUGUGCUACCUUUAUAAUAAUGUCAGAUUUAAGUUUGUUUUUGCACUUCGAGAUGCAGCUUCUGCUUUAUAUUGAUCUUAAUCCCAAAUAAUCUGCAUACAUUAAACAUAUAUUCCUUUAAUUCACCUGUAGCACCAACAAAUACAAAACUUAACUUCUCUUUAACUUCUGAUUAAGCUUAAAUACGUUUUAAAUUAUAACUUUGUGCAGCACUGUAAUAUUGUUUAAUUAAUGUUGAUUAAAACAGCCGAAGCUUCGUUGUUUUUAAUCAGAAAUCUUGAAAUCCUGCAGUUUUCUUUAUCGGGAGGCGAAUAAAUAAACACAUUAAUAAGCUUUUCUGAAACAAACGUUCAGGGGAAAGAGCAGAGGGACCAUUUAAAGCAUAAAAUGUGACAUAAGUGCAGCGGUUCUUAAAGGACCACUGAUAUCUCGGCAUUUUGUUAAUUUCUGAGAAGGAAACUGAAUGAAAUUGUUUGCUUAGACUGUUAAAAACAUAAAAAUACACAAUACAGACAGAGAAUAUCAGGAAAAACUCAUCUCCGAUCAAUAUUCACUGGAAAUAAUCAAUCAAAAUUCAUCCAAAAUCGCUCGUUUUACACAAACUUCCUGUUAUCGUGUUCACUGUUUGGGUUCAUUGUGCAGUUAAUCAGAUAUAUUAUAUAAAAUAUCCAUGAAAUAUGAUAGAAAACACAACAAUGAUUAUACUCUAAUGAAAACACACCUGUUAAUAUUAUAUUCUGCCUAUAAAUCCUCCUGAAGGUUGCACACUGGAGCUUUUUAAAGACGUCAUGAACUCACUAAAUUGAUCACAAAACAGGAUUUUAGGUGUUUUAAUGACGUUUUAUUUCACAAAUUUAGUAUUUCGGUGGUUUCGUUUCCAGUUCUAAUAAACAAAAAUAUAAUUUGUGUAGAAAUGAAUGUGCUGGGUGUAAAACAGUGAAAAAAUGAAUGAGUAUUUAAUUGGCUUGAAGUUGAGCCGUAUCAAUAAUUUACUCCAAAAUAAAAGAACUUGUGAGUUAUAUUGAUCUGUAAAAUAAACAUUUAUCACAUUUUUCAGCUUAAAACCCUGAAAUUAGUUUCAGUUUGUUGUUUAUAUAUUUAAAAAAAAAUUAAAAGUCUUUUUUGUCGUAAUUAAAGAUUGUAAACACACGGCGAUGUCAUCGUCGCGUCCCGUGACACUGACACCGAGGGCUAACGUUCACGAUAAACUUUAAAAACUGAUUGUUUUUUUUAACACCGGCUGAACCUCGUCACUCUGAAUGUGCACAACUAUUUAUUUAUUUCUCACUAUUUUAGAUGUUUCAUCAUUUCGCCUCCAAAAUUCAGCCUCGUUAUCGUCUUUCAGCUGAGAUUUAGAGUUUGAACGACGUUUGGGGUUAAAAGGAGGCUGCGAUGGGUAUAUGAGAGCAUUUGAAUUAUAUUUUAAAGAGAUUUCUGCGUUUAGAAAUAACCGUGAGACCUCAUCUUUCAAACAACCUCGCAAAACUUAUAUCGUAUUGUAACGUGAUAAUAAGAAGACUUUGAGAAAAUGUCUCAGGUAGAAAGAAGCUGACGUUGUGCAGAUGAAACUGUGCUGAAGUUGAAGUGGUUUGAAUGGUUUCUCUGUUUGUGGUGUUUAGAUUUAUUUCUCAGAACAUUCAGACAAUCACAGGAAAGUAUUUGAUCUGUUGUCGAGCAGAAAAUCUCGUAUUUAAGCUAAAAAAAACCAACUAAAAUAAAUAAGCUAUUUUACGUAAGCGGCGCUGGAGAAAGUGACUUUUAUCUGCUUGCUGUUUUAUCUGAAGAUAUGAAAUGUGAAUCAUACGUUUGAAUAUUUAAUCAUUUUCAACCUCGUUUACAUUUGUUUUUGAGUCUUUGUAUUUGAAAACGUGCACAAGUCUAUAUUUUCAUCCACUUUGCUGUGAAUAAAUAAAUAUUUGAAUAUUUA